ACCAGUUACCGCGCCGCGCCGAUCCACGCCGCGCGCCCCUUCUUCCAUUCCAUCACUCAGUUCGUUUCUUUCACGUUCGUUCGUUCAGUCAGUCAGUCACUCGACGACAGCCACGCGGAGUGGACGUUUGACGAAUGUUUACACCCGGCAUUCACGCGGACAACUAGGUCAAGUUUUACGGCAAUCAAAUUAGGAUUGAAGCCGGCAGAUUUCAUCUUUGUGCUGUGAAUUAAAGUGAUAAUUGUGACAGUGAUUUUAAAAUAUUCUUAGUGAACUUGAGAACAAGCGGCGUCUUUUGAUGUGUGCGGGAUGCGUGCGUGAGCGCAGCGCAUGACGUGCUACGAGACGUUGAAAGCUCCGGCAUUUGCCGCGGACGCCCCCAUGGCACACCACUUCGUCAAGUGGUGGCGCAACAAGUUUAGAAAUGGAUACAAGAAAUUCAGCAUCGGCGAAAGCGAGCGGACAGACACGGAGGAGCUUGUCGGUCGAGCAGCCUCGCAAUGCUCAGCGCCGCCGGACCUUCUGCCGAGCGAGGCACGAGCGCUCCUGCAGCCGGCCACGCCGCCGCCGCAUCGACAUCACCAAGAACCAAAACCCCCAACACCUCCACCUGUUCAAAGCGAAGACAAGCCAAGACUGAGAUUCGAGGAAUUGACAUGUGACGUCGAGCUCCAGCAUCCAGAAUCAUCGAAGCAAAAACCAGUUCAGUUCUCCUUCACUCUUUACGAUCUUGACGGGCACGGACGCAUGACUAAGGAUGAUAUUGCUGGCAUUGUGUCUACGAUAUACGAGUCAAUCGGGAAAUCGGUCACGGUCCCCCACUAUGGCUCAAAGACAAUACAAGUAAAAUUGACAGUCGUACCUGAGGAUGGUAAUGCUCGUAGCCAUAGGGACAGGCGGGAAGGCCGGAGAAGACGUAGAAGAGAGGCCACGACUACGAAUCAACCCGAAGAACAUGAGCAAAGUGAGGAAGAGCACAGAGAGAGAUCUCCAGAUGACGACGUUUCAUCAAAAUCGUCGUGUUCAGACGACCGUAGACCAGUCCAACGCCCGCCUCCCCCUCAACCCACUAGAACUCACCGAUACCACCGCAAAGAACAUCGUGAACGCAAACACACGAAAAAACGCUCCGGCAGUUUACAAAGACGUGAACUGUUUGAAAUCAUCCAGGCUAACAUGGAAAAGAACCACCUGAGUUUUCAGUCCUCCAGAAAGCCCUGUGAAUCCGUUGCCAAUGAGGAAGAGAUAACAAUGAAAUAUCAAAAGCUUCGAAACAGAUCGUACACGAUCAGCGAGAAACCGACGAAAACAUUCCACACCGGCAAGUCUGAUAAAUCUGGACAUGGAUAUUUGGACCUGGCGUGCGGAGGCGAUUCCAACUUGUGCCGAUACGAUCGGUAUCUUCAUGCGGUCAUAUGCUCGUCUGCGAGGCAUGCGCACACUGGUUUUCAUCAAAAGCAAGCGCAGACGCAAACUCCGCGGUCGCACCGGGGCCACGCGCACCCUCGAUCCCGCUCCCACGAUCUACCCACCCAAAUGCAGACAUCACAACAACCCAGAGUACUACAGAUAAUAUUUUUAUAGAACUGUGCUAUGGGCGACGACGUUGUCCUCAUAGCUUGUUAAAUGUUUCGUGGAACAAAUGAAUAGUGAGUUACCAAGUGUUGUAGUGGUGAAUGUACGUGACUAUUGUCAAUGAACAUGAUAGAGAGUAAGGGUAGUUAAUUUACACGAAUAACGGUGUAGUCAAUAAUCAGUAUUUAUAAUAAAGUCUAAAGUUGGUGUAUAAUUUUGACACGCAACUAUUACUACGAUCUGUAGUGAAAACAUAUAAAAUGUAAAAGAAGAAAUCAUCAUAUAAUUAGUAAAAAAUGUAAGACGUCAGUGACAUUUAUACGAAAAGGUGCCUUAAAAAUAGGUGGUAUUCUUAAGCUUUUAUUGUUCUUUGGAGUAAUUUAGUUGCUAGUUAUCAAUGCUCAGUAGAUUAUGUACCUUUUUAAACGACUCAUUUUCGAGUUGACCGACUGAUUUUAGUUUUAAGUGUUAGAUGCUCUAAAGACUAAAGUUUAUUGGAUCGUUAUAAUACGAAUAGGUUGACGUUACAUUUUGAGAGCGCGUUUACUUUGCGGCUUUGCCUAAGUAAGAAUAAGUUUAGUGUUAAAGACAACACGUACGAUAUGCGCGAUCUUGUUACGAAUCGCCUAAUAUCAAAAUGACUGUUUGGUACUUAAGCCUGUGGGUGUCUCUCGCACUUGCUAAUAAAAUGCAUUUUUGAAUGAGACUUUAUUGCUCUAGUUAUGCACUUCAAUUACCUGUAUCAGUAUUUAUUUUUCUAAGUAAUCGAUAAAUCUCUUCAAAUUGUUGCAUCUUAUCUACCUCCUUAACUUCUUAGUACAUAAAAUCAGCUGAAUCCUAACUUUAGCAUAAGUUCUUUUGUGAUAAUUUGGAACUAACAUGUAUUGCAACUUGAACUUACUUGAAUUGAAGUUCUAUAUGAUGUUCAGUUUGUUAAUGUAAGGUGUAUAGUGUACAAAGUGCUCGAUCUUGUCAAAAUAUUUAUUGUCAAAUAUAAAAUAUAACCAUAAAAUGAGAUUUGUAUAACAUACAAA
Cydia strobilella is the source of this 2609-nucleotide messenger RNA. RefSeq names its product protein naked cuticle homolog (gene nkd). The record is from RefSeq and is a predicted model, not a curated record. NCBI's taxonomy places the organism in Eukaryota, Metazoa, Arthropoda, Insecta, Lepidoptera, Tortricidae. The transcript is spliced from 5 exons. Gene Ontology annotation, biological process: negative regulation of Wnt signaling pathway. Gene Ontology annotation, molecular function: calcium ion binding. Bases 331 to 1584 code for a protein of 417 amino acids. Gene Ontology annotation, cellular component: cytoplasm.